GUGAAUUCCUAUAACUUAGUGAUCACCAGAGACAGGAAACACAGCGUUCCGUUACCUUUGAAGGACAAACUGUCACAUAUACAUGCACUGCAGGCUUCCAAUUUAACGACACGUCAACAGUAAAGAACCUUACUUGUCAAGCCGAUGGAACAUUUGACCAGAGUUUGCCUAGCUGUGUUCCCAUAGCAUGUGGUUUUCCUUCUAAUAGUUUCCAUUUGAAAUUGGCAGAGGAAGGACCGUAUGUCUACAGUCAGAAUGCGACGUUUUCUUGCAUUCCUGGAUAUCAUUUUGGUGGAUAUGACGUCAACGCGUCGUUUACGACACAAUGUUUUUCGACUGAUACUCUGGAACCACCAAUACCUGACUGCAUCAGAAGACCUUGUGCCUUACCUGAUUUAGAUGAAAGCGUGACAGCAAACAGAAGUACUGAACUAUUCUUUAUGGACUUAGUUUUGUUUAGCUGCAGACAGGGGUUGUUUUUUGUAGACGGUGCUGCAAACAAAUCCCUGAAGUGCGAUGAAACAGGAGGAUUUGGACAUGAUUCUCUCGUUUGUGAUGUCAUUCAAAAGAGAGAAGUCACACCAGAAGCACUGACAGGACAAGUACCUGUGGCUGUAGCCAUCAGUGGCUGGAUAUCUACAGCGGUGGUUCUGAUCUUUAUGGUAGUCGUUAUCGUUGUCAUAAAAAGAAGACGGAAUCCCACUUCUCAGCCGUUUGCUGAUACAGAUCACAGCGACACCUCUGGCUUGAACCAAAACAGUUUGAAUCCGCCAGGCAGUGCUGCUAGGGAUCACGAGUAUAUGUCACUGGUGGCCAACAAUAUGGCAACGGAUAACAACGUGGCUGAAUAUGCUAACGUCAAUGACAGCGCAUAUACUGAUCUUGGCAUGCCAGCAAACGAAAGUAGUCAACGACAACCAUCAGUCGCUGAUAUAUAUCAGAACUAGGUGUAACUUAUUCAAGUUCCAGUGCGGAAUGAUAAGGGACUAAACUGCGUCAAAUCAUACUUAAUUAACUGUGAAGUUCACGGCAUAACACAGAGCUUCCAGAGGGUCCCCGUGGCACAGGAACAAGUGUCAUGCACCAGGGCGACCCCGAAGUAGAUAGGCCUUAUCAUGAGCCCACUUGUACAGGUUAGCCCCACCCUAGAUUCUGGCCCACUUACGCCACGCUAAUCUUACUGUAGAGCGAAUUCUCCCUUACACGGACAGUUUAAUUUCAUCACAAAAACAAAACAAACCGCUAAAAAAUUAUUAUAUUAUACUAACAUAUUUUGGCAAAUGCGAACCCCGUCAUGCGUAAAAGGUACUUAAAACUUACGAUUCACAGUCGACCUAUUUGCAAAGGCAUUUUCAUUUGAUGUUUUCACCGUUGGAGGACUUUUAACAUAUUCAAAUUCUUUGGGUUUAAUCGAGCAUGUGCGUUAAAAUGUUUCAAAUCCUUCAAAGCACACGCAUGAAAAUCCUAAACUGUUUGAGUGAGUAAAGGAGGUUACAAAAAUUUGUUUCAGAGUCACACUUCAAAUUGUAUCUCAUUUGUCUUACACCCCAUUUCCAUAGAUUAGAUCGACCUACUUUAGAACGACCUAACUCCCUGGGGGUU
This is a messenger RNA of Lingula anatina, 1602 nucleotides long. RefSeq lists its product as uncharacterized. The record is from RefSeq and is a predicted model, not a curated record. NCBI's taxonomy places the organism in Eukaryota, Metazoa, Brachiopoda, Lingulata, Lingulida, Lingulidae.